CCGCGACGCAAAUGCUGAAGCUGCAUGUUUCGACUGGCCUUCUAGAAUGCAACACGACUUCUGCAGUCCAGAUCCCCCAGAUAUUGCUGCCAGACCGCACGGUGCGGUAUGCCGUUUGAAGGCUAGGCGUUGCAUCGCCGUUGGUGGUGGCCAACCAACUCUCCCAGCAUGUAUUUUGCCUAGAGGUCAUGAUUGGCCUCUUCAGGCAUAUGGUAUUGGCGACAUGCACCUUUCCGGCAGACUUUUCUCUGGGUUUCCCGCCAGUUCUGCUCUGUCUUCGCAAGCGUCGGUCGUCUCGAUGCAACAGACUGGCGGACACGGCCAUGCGAACAACGGGGGCAGAACUCCGGAGGCAGAGGCCGAGCUCGACAAGCUGCAUGGCACAAUGUACUUGUUUUCAACUUGUCGAGCCGUCACCGCUCUCUCUCACUGACGGAUUCCUGCUUGCCCUACCAACUAUGCCGGGUUGGUGCGCAAGCUUUUUUUUCGGAAGAUCCAGCUGCAGGACCAGGGACAGGGCAAUCCAUGUUAGAACCUCUUCACUUGUCAUUCCUGUCCAUCUUGGGGCUUGUCGCCGCAGCACACCCUGUGAGGACGCCAUAUUCCUACUGUGUACCGGUACCGAUGGCUGGCGAGGCUGGCCAGCCCACCCCUCAGCCGUCCGACCAUCACAUCAACACCCGGGCGUCUUCUGAAUCCCUGGAAUGCCUAGACCAGCCACAAGCCCCCAUCUGCGUUUGCAUCCGGCUCUUUUUAGCACACUCGCAGCCCCAGUACAUGGCUGGUACCUCGCC
Messenger RNA from Parathielavia appendiculata, 794 nucleotides. RefSeq lists its product as uncharacterized. The record is from RefSeq and is a predicted model, not a curated record. Bases 189 to 695 code for a protein of 168 amino acids. Lineage: Eukaryota; Fungi; Ascomycota; Sordariomycetes; Sordariales; Chaetomiaceae. The transcript has 2 exons.